Molecule: messenger RNA, 1451 nt
Organism: Aspergillus melleus
Lineage: Eukaryota; Fungi; Ascomycota; Eurotiomycetes; Eurotiales; Aspergillaceae
Exons: 1
Coding region: 54-1283 (409 amino acids)
Biological process (GO): protein phosphorylation
Molecular function (GO): protein kinase activity; ATP binding
Source: RefSeq, a predicted model, not a curated record
UCCGCACCAGCCGCCCACGAAUUUACAAAAUCGAUUUCCUUGAUCUUUGAACCAUGAUCGACCCUCAAGAUAGAUUCUUCUCAGAAGGCCAGGGCUAUUUUGGCCCAAGGGAAAACCCGUUGACCGAAACCCACUGCAAUGUCUGGGAUUGGGACCAGCUGCGAUUAAUCAAAGUGAAAGGAACAGCCAAACUCUUUCGGCCUGAAGAGGAUGUAGAGGUCUCAGUCCUUGCGCAAUUCGCUGAUUACCUCUCGCCGGAGGUUCGUGCAAUCACGGUCGACAAUGACGGGCUUCUCACGGGAGUCUCGACAGAUCCGGAAGAAGAUGAUACAUUCUUUAUUGCGUAUCUUCCCUUCUCCCUGUGUCAAUCACUCGCAAAUUGCUCUACGAUCUAUUUCUCACAACUCAAAGAAAUUGAUCGACUUGGACCAGGUGUCGAUCUUGUAUCCUAUAAUGACCGGAAGGUCGCAUUCAAGUUCAACCCUCUAGGCAUGCCGCGAAGACUACACAUGUCCUGGAAGGAGAUGAACCUGCUCAGCAAAAUGCCACCGCAUCCUAAUAUAUUACCAUUCGAUAGCCUUGUCCUUGAAGAUGUGGAGUCCCGAGUGAUUGGGCUCACAUCGAAGUAUAUACCAGGUGGAACGCUAGAAGAUGUCGAUCCGAAAAGGCCUUUCCGAUUCAAAUGGCUACAACAACUUACCCAGGUGGUGGAUUUCCUGAACCUAGAACUGGGGAUCAUGCAUCAAGAUAUUGCACCCCGGAAUUUGCUUGUCGACCCUGAAACAGACAACGUUGUUCUCUUUGACUUUGACUGGGCUGCCAAUGGAAAGGACGGUCUAUUAGAUGGCCGAGACGAUGUGUCGAGUGUUGUAUUCACACUUUAUGAGAUCAUCACGAACGAUAGGCAUCUUACGAGUAUUCCACACUGGGACCGAAACAUAGACAUGGUGCUAAAUAUUGAGUGGCCUGUUCGCCGCGAACUCGACUCUGACAUGUCGAAUUUCCGCAAUUUCCUGGAUAAUUGGGUAGCAAGGAGGGCCGAGAGUGCCACGGAACAAUGUCUGAGUGCACCCAGGCGGCUUACCUGGCCUGAUCUUCCGGGCCCUCCAGAUUACACUGUGCCAUUUGAGCUGGGCUGGACAAAGGAAGGAGAAACUGUUUGGCAAACUGGCGAGCGCUCGAGACGCAUUGCAUUAGCGAAGGGGCAAUACUGCUUUCGUUGGGAAAGACCACCGCAAAGUAGACUGUUGGAGAAAGCAAAGGUCGAACGUAUUACUUAUUAACUGUCGAUUUUGGAAGAGCGAUUUUGUGAUAGCCUUCGUGAAAGAUGAUGAUGCUGUGGAUGGAAGUUAGGCGGUCAUCGGCAAAAGAGACACAUUGACGAAGUCUUGGUUUGAGAUAUAAGAAAACCGGAAAAGAGAACGAUGAAAGUGAGCUUGGCAUGCAAUAUA